AUGGAGUUCUUUGCUGCAGCAUCUUCUUUCCUUGAUCUUCUCUACUUUUUGAAUUCGAUUCGAGUCAAAUCUUUGGUCAGCCAGGUCCUCUGCAGCUUCCAUACUCAGCUUCUGGAACACACACGGAUAAAAGCCGGUUACUGGUAUUCCGGUAGCGAAUUCCCUACCACUGAUAUAAUUUCGAGUCUCUUCACUCACCUUAUAUGUGCCUAUGCAGGCCUCAACUCUUCCACAUACCAAAUCUCCAUCUCUGCUUCAGACGACUACUACUUCUCCACCUUCACCGACACCAUCAAGCAAAAGAAUCCAUCAGUCGUAACCCUUUUAUCCAUUGGUGGUGGACUAGCCAACUCUUCACUCUAUUCGUCAAUGAUCAGCCAAUCUUCUUCUAGGCAGUCUUUCAUUCAGUCUUCAAUAAUAACAGCAAGAUUCUAUGGGUUUCAUGGCCUAGACUUUUGUUGGGUUUCGCUGAGUACUGAAUCUGACAUGGCCAAUAUGGCCAUACUUCUUGAUGAGUGGUGA
Messenger RNA from Cornus florida, 522 nucleotides. Its product is annotated as class V chitinase-like. The record is from RefSeq and is a predicted model, not a curated record. Gene Ontology annotation, biological process: chitin catabolic process; carbohydrate metabolic process. Gene Ontology annotation, cellular component: extracellular region. Lineage: Eukaryota; Viridiplantae; Streptophyta; Magnoliopsida; Cornales; Cornaceae. The transcript has 3 exons. Bases 1 to 522 code for a protein of 173 amino acids. Gene Ontology annotation, molecular function: chitinase activity; chitin binding.